AUGAUGGAUCUUCGAAUCUUAUCCAGAGCUUAUGACUGUCCUCAUAUAGUCCACUCUUAUGGUUACAUUAUCACUGAGAAUGAAGUUAUGAUAUGUAUGGAGGCAAUGGCUACUUGUCUAGACCUGCUUUUGAAGCGAACGAACAACGCGCCAAUUCCUGAGCCGAUAGUCGGGAAAAUGUCAGUCAGCGUAGUAAAAGCGCUACAUUAUCUCAAGACGAAUCAUAAUGUCAUUCAUCGUGAUGUGAAACCGUCCAACAUACUUUUGGACUGGAAUGGAGUUGUGAAACUUUGUGACUUCGGUAUUAGUGGUUUUCUGAUAGAAAGCAGAGCGAAGUCAAAAGGAGCUGGUUGUCCUCCGUACAUGGCUCCGGAAAGAGUGCGGGAAGAUACUCCCUAUGAUAUACGAAGUGAUGUUUGGUCGCUUGGAAUAACGCUGGUAGAGCUGGCAACUGGGCACUUUCCAUACAAGGGGACAGACUUCCAAAUAAUCUCGUCCAUCCUCGAAUACCCAAGCCCUUCACUGAGACCAUCGGAUGGUUUCACACCAGAAUUUUGUGAACUAGUUGAUUUGUGUCUAAGGAGGAACGUUGAGGAACGACCGGUGUACAUCGAAAUUUUGAAGCAUCCAUUCAUCGUGAGGAAUGAAAAUGCAGACACUGAUGUCUCGGAAUGGUUUGGCGAGAUAAUGACACUUAAAUGA
Messenger RNA from Cylicostephanus goldi, 702 nucleotides. NCBI's taxonomy places the organism in Eukaryota, Metazoa, Nematoda, Chromadorea, Rhabditida, Strongylidae. The record is from the annotation of a GenBank genome assembly.